UUUUCCCCAAAUAUACCGAACCUGCUCGUCUUCUUCGCGGUUCAUCUUCCCCCUGCUUCUGUUCUGCUGCAAACAGAGAUCAAACCCUAGGAAUCGAGGAAGAAGAGAUGGGGAUCGCUAACCUCUCAUACGAGGAAUGUCGUCGCAAGAGACUCGAAGAAAACAAGAAGAGAAUGGAAGCCCUAAAUUUGCCCUUGCUUUCUCAGGCUCUCCUUGAUUCUUCCCCUUCCAAGUCUUCUCCUAGUAAGCUGGCCAAGCCUCGCGUGACGCAGAAACAAUUGGUGGUGGUGAGGAGGUCCAGUCGCGUAGCAAAACAAUCAGCUCCUGUUUACGCUGAAGUUCUUGUCAAACGCGUGGUGAUUCCAAGAAGGAUCUCCAAAGCUAGAGAUGUUUCAAACCGAGUUUAUGCUUCGGAUGAAUCUAGAAAAAAUGCCUUUGAAAGAGCAGAGAAACUUCAAUCUGGGUUGGAACGGAAUCAUCCCAACUUUAUAAAGUCAAUGCUUCAGUCUCAUGUCAGUGGUGGAUUCUGGCUGGGCCUUCCUUCUCACUUCUGCAAGAUGCACCUUCCAAAUCGUGAUGGAGUAAUGACUUUAAUAGACGAAGAUGGCGAUGAGUAUCCAACAGUAUAUUUGGCACGAAAAACAGGACUUAGUGGCGGAUGGAAGGGUUUUUCAGUUGCUCACAAAUUGGCAGAUGGGGAUGCUGUAGUUUUUCAACUCAUUAAACCAACAACCUGCAAGGUGUACAUCCUCAGGGCGAAUAGUUCCAGAGAAGAUAGUGAUUCUAACAGUAGCUAAAUGAUUUACUUUCGUAUCCCAAUUCAGGUAAGAAAGUGGUCUGAUGGGAAGGUGUGCACAUAAUGCAGCUACUUCUGGUAAGACUUGGUUUUGGAGUAACAUGCAAUCUCUGUCUUGUACAAUUUGUGGUGUUGGAGUAAAUGCAAUCACUGUGUAAUAGUGAUUUGCUGUUGUAGUGGUGUGGUGGUGUAUUCAACCCUCUUCUAAUAUAGCUUCUUCUAUUCUUUUCCCUCUUUUAAACCACUUUUUCUUCUGUAUUUUAGAUUAUACUAGAGUGUUAGCUGAUAGAUUUGGCUGAUUUGGUUUGAAGUUGAUGAGUCUUGGCUCUUUGAUGGGCAGGGGCGAGGCUCGGGAGCUCGAGACCCCCUAAACUUUGAAAUAUAUGCUAUAAUUAGUUAAUAGUUUAUCUAGAGUUGACAAAAUUGUCCCUUAACUAGCAGCCUUUCUCACACUUACCUGAUGAACUAGAGUUUCUAAACCAAAUCAUUGAUUUGUCAUUGUUGU
Messenger RNA from Momordica charantia (bitter melon), 1301 nucleotides. Its product is annotated as B3 domain-containing protein At5g42700. Lineage: Eukaryota; Viridiplantae; Streptophyta; Magnoliopsida; Cucurbitales; Cucurbitaceae. Gene Ontology annotation, molecular function: DNA binding. The record is from RefSeq and is a predicted model, not a curated record.